AAGACCCGCACAAAGGGGACAGAUAUCAGCGCCACACGGUUAGAAAGCUGCACAAGCGAGCGCCGAGAAAGAAGAAAAAGACGUACGGCGCGCGGCUUUGAUAAUCGAUCGGUUAGACUCGAGCCGCUUCGCGUCGCUUCGUACACGCCGUAUCUGUAGGAACGUCGCGGAAUCAGAACCAGUAUGGCCGGAGUACCUCAGCUGUUUUCACGUCACUGCCUACAUAUCUGAGCAACGAGGAAAACGUCUAUCGCCAGCACCGCCGCCGUCGUGACCCCGACGUUGAAUUAAAAACAGUAGGAAAAUGUCGUCGGUAAAGGUGGCGGUGAGGGUACGGCCCUUCAACAAUCGGGAGAUCUCCCGCGAGGCACAAUGCAUCAUCGACAUGUCCGGCAGCACUACUUCGAUACUGAACCCCAAAGCACCGGCGGGCAGCAAAGAUGCAGUCAAAAGCUUCAAUUACGACUACUCCUACUUUUCCAUGGACCCGAACGAUGCCAAUUACUCCUCCCAAAUCAUGGUCUACAAAGACAUUGGCGAGGAGAUGCUGGAACACGCUUUCGAAGGCUACAAUGUCUGCAUAUUCGCGUACGGACAGACCGGUGCCGGCAAAUCUUACACUAUGAUGGGCAAACAAGAAGAAGGUCAAGAGGGUAUAAUCCCUCAAAUUUGCAAGGACCUCUUUAGGAAAAUCAGUCGCAAUUCAAACGAGUCCCUGAAGUACUCGGUGGAAGUCAGUUACAUGGAAAUCUACUGCGAGAGAGUGAGGGAUCUGUUAAACCCCAAAAAUAAAGGAAACCUCCGUGUACGAGAGCAUCCACUUCUUGGUCCGUACGUCGAGGACCUGUCAAAAUUGGCCGUAAUGUCCUAUCAAGAUAUCCACGACCUCAUAGACGAGGGUAACAAAGCAAGAACCGUGGCAGCCACCAACAUGAACGAGACAUCGAGCAGAUCUCACGCUGUAUUCACAAUUUUCUUCACACAACAAAAACAAGACUCCGCGACUGGCUUAGUGACCGAGAAAGUCAGCAAAAUCUCAUUGGUUGAUCUGGCAGGUUCUGAAAGAGCCGAUUCGACUGGUGCGAAGGGUACCCGAUUAAAGGAGGGUGCCAAUAUCAACAAAAGUUUGACCACCCUUGGAAAAGUCAUCAGCGCCCUGGCCGAGAUCGCGGCGACCAAGAAAAAGAAGAAGGCUGACUUCAUCCCUUACAGAGACUCAGUUUUAACGUGGCUGCUGCGAGAAAACUUGGGCGGCAACUCGAAAACAGCGAUGAUCGCGGCAGUAAGCCCCGCGGAUAUCAAUUACGAUGAAACCCUUUCCACUCUAAGAUAUGCGGACAGAGCGAAACAGAUAGUUUGCAAAGCAGUCGUUAACGAGGACGCGAACGCCAAGCUUAUUAGGGAGCUCAAAGAAGAGAUCCAGAAGUUGCGGGAACUCCUCAAGCAAGAGGGUAUUGACGUGCAAGAAGGGCCAGAUGGCAAAGUCACAUAUGAAAAGAAAGAAUCUAGAGACGAAAUCAUCAGAGCGAACAAACGCGAGGACGACGUCAAGGAGAGUCGGUCGAGAAUUCCGUCUCACACCACUUCGACCAUCGCUGAGGAAGCGGUUGAUCAGUUGCAGGCUUCGGAGAAGCUGAUUGCCGAAUUGAACGAAACAUGGGAAGAGAAAUUGAAGCGAACAGAGCUGAUUCGUCUGCAGCGGGAGGCAGUGUUCGCCGAAAUGGGAGUCGCCGUGAAAGAAGAUGGCGUCACCGUUGGUGUCUUCUCCCCGAAGAAAACUCCCCACUUGGUGAACCUGAACGAGGAUCCCCUUAUGUCGGAGUGUUUGAUUUAUUAUAUCAAGGACGGAUUCACGCGUAUCGGUAGCGCUGAAGCCAACAUACCACAAGACAUCCAACUCUGCGGCCCGCAUAUAUUGAGCGAGCACUGUGUCUUCGAGAAUCAUGAUAGCAUCAUUACCCUAAUGCCGAAGAAGGGAGCUUUGAUUUACGUGAAUGGACGAGAGAUCACCGAACCAGUUAUUCUUAAGACCGGAUCUCGCGUUAUCUUAGGGAAGAAUCACGUGUUUAGAUUCAACCACCCCGAACAAGUCCGUGAACGACGGGAGAAAAACUCGCCUGCGGAAACACCUGGUAAUGGAGAAACCGUGGACUGGAAUUUCGCACAGAUUGAGUUGUUGGAGAAGCAAGGAAUUGACCUCAAAGCUGAAAUGGAAAAGAGGCUGUUGGUGCUUGAGGAACAAUUCCGUAAAGAGAAAGAGGAAGCUGAUCAGCUGUUCGAAGAACAGAGAAAGAGUUACGAAGCCCGGAUAGAUGCGUUACAAAGACAAGUGGAGGAGCAGAGUAUGACAAUGUCUAUGUACAGCAGUUACACUCCCGAAGACUUCAACAAUAUUGAGGAGGAUAUCUUCGUCAACCCCUUGUUUGACGCAGAGAGCAACUGGACCGAGAGAGAGUUCCAACUGGCCGCUUGGGCUUUCCGCAAGUGGAAGUAUCAUCAAUUCACAAGUCUUCGAGAUGAUCUCUGGGGCAACGCGAUAUUCCUCAAAGAGGCUAACGCUAUAUCUGUCGAACUCAAAAAGAAGGUGCAAUUCCAGUUCACUUUGCUCACGGAUACUCUUUAUUCGCCGCUCCCUCCGGAUCUCUUGCCAGUCAUGGACGAAGACGAAGAAGAAGAGCGACCGUUCCCUCGCACGAUAGUCGCUGUAGAAGUACAAGAUACAAAGAAUGGAGCGACUCAUUAUUGGACACUCGAUAAACUCAGACAGCGCUUGGAGCUGAUGCGACACGUGUACAACGAGGACUCGAGCCCCAGCACCCCGGAGGCCAAAGAGGAUAUUUUCCAAUGUCUUACCGUCUACUCUAAUCCGAAGUUCUCGCUCGCAAAUCUUUUGCCUUCGAGACAAAGGCUCGAGCUGAUGCGGGAAAUGUAUCACAAUGAAGCGGAACUGUCACCCACGUCUCCAGAUUUCAAUAUCGAAUCCAUCACCGGAGGCGAUCCGUUCUAUGAUCGUUUCCCAUGGUUCCGAAUGGUUGGAAGGUCCUUCGUAUAUCUGAGCAAUCUUAUGUAUCCUGUGCCACUGAUUCACAAAGUAGCGAUAGUUAACGAGAAAGGCGACGUCAAAGGCUACCUACGUGUGGCCGUCCAAGCUGUAGUUGAAGAGGAAAACAGCGAAUACUCGAGUGGCGUUAGACAGUCAGCUAGAAUAUCCUUCGAAGACGAUCUGUUCGGUGGACAUAAUAACAACAAACAAAACAAACGCAAUACUCUGCUAACUCAAACAUUGGAGAAGAACCGACAAAUCGUGUUGCACGAGGAACGCGUCGUCGAGGGUCACAACGAGCAAAAGGACGUGAAAGAUGAGGAUGAUAUCGGCGACGCCGACAGUGGCAAAGGGGACAGUUCUGUUUCCAGCGACAUGAAGGAAGAAGAUUUACCUGACCAUUUACAACCUGGCUCUGAAUUUACAUUCAGGGUAACUGUACUGCAGGCGAUAGGCAUCUCUACGGAAUAUGCUGACAUCUUCUGUCAAUUCAAUUUCUUGCAUCGACACGAUGAAGCCUUCUCGACGGAACCAGUGAAGAAUACAGGAAAGGGAAAUUCGCCUGGCUUUUAUCACGUGCAGAAUAUCACUGUGACGGUAACGAAAUCAUUCUUGGAGUACCUUAAGACCCAGCCAAUCGUGUUCGAGGUAUUUGGACAUUACCAACAGCAUCCUUUGCAUAAAGAUGCCAAAUUGGAGUACAUUCAUCCCAACAGCGUAAGACAGCCACCGAAGAGGAUGUUACCGCCGUCUAUACCGAUCAGUCAACCGGUACGCUCGCCAAAGUUUGGAAGUGUGCUGCCAUCGCCUAGCACGUCUCACGUGCACGCUAAAUACGACGUGUUGGUUUGGUUCGAGAUUUGCGAACUCGCGCCGAACGGCGAGUACGUGCCAUCGGUCGUUGACCAUAGCGACGAUUUGCCGUGUCGUGGACUUUUCCUUCUUCACCAGGGAAUCCAGCGUCGCAUCCGAAUCACUAUUGUUCAUGAGCCGGCAUCUGAAUUACGUUGGAAAGAUAUAAGGGAGUUGGUAGUCGGACGCAUUAGAAACACACCGCAGCCAGAGGAGGAAGAUAACGAUUCCUCUGUGCUCUCGUUGGGUCUAUUCCCUGGCGAAUAUUUAGAAGUACCUGGGGACGACAGAUGCAUGUUCAGAUUUGAGGCAGCUUGGGACAGCUCUCUUCAUAAUUCAGCUUUGCUUAAUAGAGUCACAGCCUACGGCGAACAAAUCUUCAUGACCAUUUCCGCAUACCUUGAAUUGGAGAAUUGUGGCAGACCAGCUAUUAUCACUAAAGAUCUGAGUAUGAUCAUUUAUGGUAGAGAUGCCAGGGUAGGACCACGAUCUUUGAAGCAUUUGUUCAGUGGAAGUUAUCGUAAUCAGGAGGCUAAUAGGCUUAGCGGUGUCUACGAAUUGGUGUUGCGUCGUUCUUCGGAAGCAGGUAGCCCAGGCGUGCAAAGGCGUCAACGACGCGUGCUGGACACCAGCUCUACGUAUGUCAGAGGAGAAGAGAAUCUUCAUGGAUGGAGACCUCGAGGAGAUAGUCUAAUAUUUGAUCACCAAUGGGAAUUGGAGAAAUUAACCAGAUUAGAAGAAGUGGAGAGGGUUAGAUACAUGUUGCUAUUAUGGGACAAGCUUUGCAUUGACACUGCUCCGUUCUGCAAUAAAACGCCGCACGAUUUCACAAAAGGCGAGAAGGAAGUUUGUAACAUGAUGGCGAAAGCGACGAACGAACCACAUGCUAGCCCUGUGAAACUUAAACGUUCAACAAGUAAAGAUGUUAACGAACACUACGAAAUGACCGAAAAAGAGAAAGAAUUAGCCUUGAAAUAUAUAAAACUAAUUCAAGGUCGAAUCCCAAGUAAAGAACCUAUUCUACUCUCUGACGUUUCACCUGGCGAAGACACUAUGGCUGAUAUGUCGGCAUCCAUGAUGUCUUCCGUGAUAUCGUCCUCGUCCCAAGAGUCAGUAUACGCGAGAACUAGUGAUUUCUUAGAGCAGGCUGCUGGUAUAAUUGUGUGGAGCAGGACUAAGUCGUGCAUCCUUAGGUUGAGUUCACCGGAGAGGGCUAGACUACAAGAACUGCAGGACAGCAUAUUGGCAAGCGAGUCUACCAAUCAGCCAUGCACUGUCGCUCCAGCGCCCUUAGGUUCCUCCUCCCCUUCAAAAGAGAAUUUAGUACUCUACGUUCCGGAAGUUGAAGAAAUACGCAUUAGUCCGGUUAUCGCUAGGAAGGGUUACUUAAACGUUCUUGAGCAUAAAACUAAUGGCUGGAAAAAACGUUGGGUGGCUGUACGACGGCCAUAUGUUCUAAUCUUCCGGGAAGAAAAGGAUCCUGUGGAAAGGGCUCUCAUCAAUUUAGCUACCGCUCAAGUUGAAUAUUCCGAAGAUCAAUUAGCUAUGGUGAAAGUACCAAAUACUUUCAGUGUUGUUACAAAACAUCGAGGAUACUUACUACAAACUUUAGGAGACAAAGAAGUCUACGACUGGUUAUACGCUAUUAACCCCCUUCUCGCUGGCCAAAUCAGGUCAAAGCUAGCGCGCAAGGGUCCGGCAGCCGCAAAUCUAAAUAAUGCUUCGCCUGUCGGUUUAGCUCCACCGAUAGAUCAGCAAUCGAACCAAAACAAGUGAGUGGUCGAAACGUUGGCCGAGGUAACAAGCGUCAUCACGAAAGCCUCCGAGAAGAUGCUGUACUGGUCUCACUCGGCCUUCGAGUCCCAUGAUCUCUGUAGCUUUCGAUUUUCGGUAGUCUUCGAUUAUUAAAGUGGCUCGGAAAAGCAUAUCGAUCGGCUACCAGCUUCGACAGCCGCCGAAUAAUGUCCCCGCGUCUGAUUUAACGAUCGUUAGCCCCCUUCACGGCUGAUGAUCGUAUAGAAAAGACGUGGGAGGGAAAAAUCACUAACUAUAAACGAAAGGUAAUUUUUGUCUUUCGAAAGAAAUGUUACACGCGUUCGAAUUGUAUUUAAAGACAGAAUUAUUGUUUUGAAAUCGCGAGCUGCCACGCACAGAUCUCUCCGUUCGUUUCGUGGAACAAGAUCGAAACGCUGUUAACGUUUGAGGGGACACUAUGUGUGCGGCGCGAGCCCGCGAGCCUUCUCGUAUUUGAAUUUCUCGAUAUUAGUCGGUCAUACAAAGCGAUUCUCUUUAAGCACGGAACCGCAUAGAACGAAGAGGAACGUAUUUAUGCCUAAAUAAAACAUUCCUAAGACGAUCAUAGAAAAGAGGCAAGAGAUAUACACAGAUUGUAGGUAUACUCAUAAGAGAUGUGUGCAAGGGGUUAGCAAGAAAGAGGGAAAGAAAGGGAGAUAGACGAAGGGACGAAGUAGUGAGAUUACGAAUUUCUGCGUGUUCAUGUCUGGAGAUUAUACACCGAGAAAGGGUGCGGAUUAUUUCGUACGGAUUGAGUCGGUGAGCGUUGAAUAAUAGAUAGUGUAUUCGUUUACGAAUUAAGUUCGCGAUUGUGACCGUCAUCGAAAUGAUCCUUUAACACCCCCCACUCUGCCUUGUUUCGCGUCCUGAUAAGUUUUAAGCCUCGGAUAACGAAGAGUCGAUGGAAAGAUUCACUUCUUCUUUCUUUUUUUAUCGUGUAUACCGGGUCGAAUUAAAUAAUAUUUAAAAUUUUUGUUUAUGUUCAACUCAGUAUUCUUUGAGUGAUUUCAAGUGUACAGUGAAGCUUCCGCGUUUUCUUCUUUCCCCCUUAUCGACAUGAUUGCGUUAAGUUCCGUGUAGAGUACAUUAUUAUCUGAACAGUAAUUACCUGUCUUAAUGUCGAAGAUCGAAGAAUUUUAAUGAUAAAAAUUCCGAGGCAGAUUAUUUUCUCGGUCGUUUAUAAGCGAUGGUGUAUACCAAAGUACGCUACGCUCCUGUUGCCGUUUUUGCUUGCUAACUGUUGUAGAAUCUGAUAGUUUUAUUUUGUUAACUAUGACAUACCUAUUGAUGAACGAGAGACCAUAAUCGAAUAAGUUGUAUGCACUCGACGCUUAACCCUUUGAAGCAAGAAUCUAGGUGAAGUAAAUUGAUAGGAUCAUCGAUAAUUAUUUGUUGCCUUUCAGCGUGUAAAUUUUUCAUUUUUAAUAUAUGUAUCAUCGUUCGAAUUAGAAAGUAUUAUAAUAUUCGCGUUUACGUUGUAUUUUUUGUAAAAAAAAAAUAUAGUCACAUUUCCACAUGUAAUUGUGGUCUUCGCUAUUGAGGACAUUAUUACAGCAUAGUUGAUUAUUUAUACUUGUAAAUUGAAUGUAUCUACGUCAUACAAUUACUUUAUAUUACAAGAUAUAGCUACGAUCAUAAAUUAUUCCGUAUGUGAUAUUUAAAUGUAUUAUUUUACAUUACUUUAUUUAACAUAUUGUUGAUCGAUCACGAGUAUACUCGUGUUUUCAUGCACAAAAUCUUGUUGACCGGCCACGAGUAUACUCGUAAGUACAUGCACAUGCAUCUAUUGAAAAGUAUAUGCAUUUAUUAAAGUACAAAAUUGUACAAGUUGUCGUCACAGUAUUAUUUAUUUUGUUGGGUAGUCUUUCUUUAAUUUCUUUUUUUUCUAUUCAAUUGUAAAAAUAGUUGGUCACGCGUGUUGAUUUUUACGUAAACUUAGUCGAUCAGCAAUAUGUUUGUAUAAUUUAUUUAAAUAACUUUUAUAAAAACCAAAGAGAUUCAAAUGUAUUAGUUUAACUUAUUUUAUCAUUGUCUUUAUUCACAAAUGAUGAUUAUUCGUUAAUAGAAGCUCUCUGAAUAGGGAAGAUAAUGUUUGAUUAUAUGAAUAAGUGAUGGAUCAUCUUACUGUGAAGAGAUUAACUAUCAAUUUAUCAAAGUUUGUUACAAAACAACUUGGGAAAUAUGAUUAUAAACAACUUACCAACUUCAUUUGACUAAGAGACAAAAUAAAAUUUACUCUGAAAAUUG
Messenger RNA from Nomia melanderi (Alkali bee), 7936 nucleotides. The record is from RefSeq and is a predicted model, not a curated record. Lineage: Eukaryota; Metazoa; Arthropoda; Insecta; Hymenoptera; Halictidae.